AUUAAAUAUAAAUUAAUGAGUUUCCCUGAUUAUAUAGACUAACUUAAUUACGAUUCAAAUUCAAGUGAUUUGUAAUUCGAACAAGACGAGUAACCUAGCAAAAGGUAAAAUAAUAGCUCCAAGAAUAAAAAGCAAAGACCAAACACAAAAAACACAUAUAUAAACAAGAUAUCUUCCUUGAUUAAGAUUACUAAUUAAGAGUAGCAAUCGGAUGAAAAGUAAAGCCAAAUAAAAUGUUAAUAGAGUCGGCAAAAGACAAGUUCCUAGUAAGAUCUAAAGCUAACUCAUUGUUGGAAGUUCUAAUUGUGAUAAAGAAGACAAGUUAGCCAAAAAUAGAGAAUCGGCGAGAAAUAGUAGAAAAAGAAAGAAAAUCUACCUAGAACUACUUGAAACUAAGGUCACUAAAUUAUCUGAGCAAUUAGAAAUUUUUAAAAGAGUAAAUGAAUAAACAACGGAAUUGGCAACAAAUUUGCAAAACAAAAUACAUCAUGUAACAGAAUAUUAAUGUUAGAAAUAAGAUUAGGAUUAGAAUAAAAUAACAUUGUUUUAGAAUUUACAAAACUCAGUUCAAAGUAAUAUUAAUGAAAUGAAUAUCGACACAAUCAUAGAAUCUCUGAAUGUAAUUAAUUUUCAAAUAUGAAUAAAGAAAAAAUUCGGAUCAGGAGCCUUAGAAAGACAACAAUAAAUAGAUCAUUACGCUCGUCAAAUAUAUGAGAAUUGUCUCUCUCCCUAUUUAAAUUACGUUAUUGGAGUAGCUAAAACAGAUUAGGAUGUUUUCUCAACUUCUGAGGUUUAGUCUGAACAUGGUGUAUUAAGGAGUUUAAAAUUAACAGAUAAGUAAAAGCAAAUACUUUAAAAAAAGUAGAAAAAAUUGCUCAGAUUUUAAAAUGAAUUGACUAAGUAUUUUCGAAUUAUUCAAUAUUAUAGUACUCUUUCUUCAUUUCAAGAUAUUAAAAAUUAAGUCUAACUUGAAUUAGGUGCUUAUGGGUAGACUCUAGAAUAAUUAAGAAAAGAGUUGAAACCAAGUCAAGUGGCCAAAUUUUUAUUAUAAAUUGAAAAAAAGGACAUGUAACAUCAAUUUAAGGAUUAAUUUGAGAAAUGUUUUGGCUCAGAACUUGAUGAAGAUGAUUCUUUAGAUCUUUAUUAAUUCAUGGCUGAACAUAAUUAUUGUAAUACACUUGGUAUUGAUAUACAAAAUACAUAUUAAAUUUACAAAUAGUCAAAUGAUUUCUUGAAAGGCAAAAUAGACGUAGAGGAAUCCUAAUAAGCAUCAACUAAAAUUGAGUGAAAUAAUAUUAUCUAGAAUGUAUUAUAUAACAAAAUCAACG
Messenger RNA from Paramecium octaurelia, 1328 nucleotides. The record is from the annotation of a GenBank genome assembly. Lineage: Eukaryota; Ciliophora; Oligohymenophorea; Peniculida; Parameciidae.